CAGGAGAUGAGGUAGUGGAAAGUCAGCGAAGUGAAAAGAGACGUCAAGUGGUGUUUACUGGACGAUAACAGAAUCCCAAACGUCUGAAAUUGAAACAAAAUCCCCAUUAACUUGGUGUAAAUGGGGAAAGGAAUGGGAAAAGGCAUCAUUGCUGAUGCUGCAGUGGAGAAAUACUUUGCUAACCUGAAAGCAAGCACAUCUUACAUCCUUGGACUUUUAGUUGGACAGGGGGAGUUUGUGGUGCAUGCAGCGAUGACCCCACUAAAGGAGGACAAUCCUGGUGGCCUGAUGAAUGAGGAUGACAAAGACUACAUCCUAGAUCACGCAGAACAUCUGAACCGCAUGGUUCCUGGAGGACUGUCUGUGAUGGGCAUGUUUGUGGUCUCCCCGUCCCACCAGACCAAAGAGAGCCAUAUGAAAAUGAGGCGGACUAUGGCUGCUGUGGAGAAUCGUGUAUCCGAGGACAGGCUUUGGGGUUUCUCAGAGGAGGACACCAAUGACAGAGUGAUGCUUCAUAUCUGCUCCAACACCAACAAAGUGACUUGCUGGAUUAUGAACAUUAAAGAACCUAGUAAAUCUUCUAAAUCUGCGACAUGGAGUUACCAGCCGUGGAUGACAGCGUUCUGGCCUGUUGCAGCCUGCCCCAUGGACAUCGACCUGAUGUUCCCUAUCAAGGACAAGACCCGCCACGGUCUGAUGCAGGCCAUGAAGGAUGGGAUGAUGAGGUGGGCAAAGAAGACUGAGGCCAGUGUUUGUCUCCUCAACAACAAAAAUCUACCAGCUAAGACAAAUUUGAACCCCCCAACUAAGAGGAACAAUUCACAAAGGAUAAAGAUUCAAGGUCAGAUCUUCAUCCCAACGGCAGGGGGCAAGCUGGGGGAGAGGCCUUCCACUGCGUCAGUGCAGGUAUGCAGCUGUAUCCUGAGACUGAAGGGGAGUCUGGGGUGCAGAGCGUACAUGAACCCUGCAAGGACCACUGCCAAGACCACCACCAUGUACAUCAAGAGGGACAUCAUCAGGAGCGUCUACAACAGUGCCAAAAACUUCUUUGAACAUCUGAUAAAUGAUGAAAACUCAGCGAAGGCAUUCAUGGGCUCCCAGCCCUUGGCUAAGCGGGUGUUCUUCCUGGUUCCCGACACUGGCAUCUCUCUGUGUGACUACAUACUCUCCUCUGAGACAGAGGCAGCUGUCCAGGAGAGGGUAAGGGAGUGGGCAGGCUUCACCAUCCCUGAUGGGCAGCUCCAUAUCACCCAGCAGCUGGUACAGGGCAGGUUGGAGUGGCACCAAGAUUCAGAGGAAGGCAUGGACAGCACCUGGGUCCCGGUGUACAAGAUCCAGCAGAGGCGCAAAAUCACCAUGGGUGUGGCAGUGGCUUCAGGAGUCUCCCUGGUGGCCUGUCUCAUCUAUAGUCUCUUCCUAGAAGAGUGAAGAGUGUCCCACGGAGUCGAGCGGUUCAAUCCCAGGAUCUGGCAUGCAAAGGGCAUCAGAACAUCCCUGGGAUUCCCAUAAAUUAAAGGGGCCUGUGCAAUGACAUGGAAGUUAAGAUGUGUUUUUUCCAUUUCUAUUAACACAUUCCAGUAACAGAUGACAGUUUGUCUAGGAAUACACUUCCUGGGUUCAUUGUUAGAGGGGCCCAUUCAUAUUUGCGGUGUGAGACAGCAAAGUCACGUGGAGCAAUUUAUUUUCACGUGAGAUCAGAGCCACCAGCUGCUAUAGUUUUACACUCUAACGGGAGCGUCAUGCCCCAUACCUCAUGAUGUGACGUCAUCUUAGUGGGGUUUUGUGUGGGUCAACUAGAAUGUUGCAGCUGGUGCCAUGAAUCAAAGCUCACAGCGCCAACUGAGAAACAACCUACCCCAUAAACAGAGAGAGAGGGAUGGGGGCGCUUAUUAUAACUACUGUAGGUAAAUAUUUGUGUUAACUAAUCUCAUUCUCGGAAGUCUCGGGUAAUCAACAGUGCCUCUUCAAACUCAGGAGGCUGAAGAAAUUUGGCUUGUUAACUAAAACUCUCACAAACCUUUACAGAUGCACAAUUGAGAGCAUCCUGUUGGGCUAUAUCACUGCCUGGUACGACAAUUGCACCGGACCACAAACGCAGGGCUCUUCUGAGGGUGGUGCGGUUUGCACAACGCAUCACCACGGGCAAACUACCUGCCCUCCAGGACACCUACAGCACCCAAUGUCACAGGAAGGCCAAAAAGAUCA
Oncorhynchus gorbuscha (pink salmon) is the source of this 2205-nucleotide messenger RNA. Its product is annotated as protein odr-4 homolog. The transcript has 14 exons. Bases 121 to 1428 code for a protein of 435 amino acids. The record is from RefSeq and is a predicted model, not a curated record. Gene Ontology annotation, biological process: intracellular protein localization. NCBI's taxonomy places the organism in Eukaryota, Metazoa, Chordata, Actinopteri, Salmoniformes, Salmonidae. Gene Ontology annotation, cellular component: endomembrane system.